AUGGGCUUUUCUUAGUUUGAUAUAUUUUCACAAAAUUUCUUCUUCAAUAUUGAUAAAAACUAGAUUAAAUAGAAUCCCAUUUAUAGAUCUCAGAACAUUAUCACUGAAGAAAUGAUAGAUAUCAGUUUAGACUCAAAUCUUGUAGGAUUUAGAUAUGAGUAUGAUACUAAUAAGAGCAUAGACUUAUUGUAAGCUUAGAAUAAUAAAACUUAUAUUGUUUAAAUUGCUUAGUUUUAUUAUGCUGAUGGCUAAAAUAACUCAUAGGUAGUUCUAGAUAUUGUAAAAUGCACAAAUCCUAAUUUUAUUGGCUAUUAUUGCAUAGACUUUUCUAGUAUUUAGAAUUAGACUUUGACUCUAAGCACUGCUUAAGAUAUUUUAUCUUAUGUAGCAAUAAUUUUUUAUGGAUGCUUAGAUCUUGAUAUGUACAAGACUACUAUUCCAAAUAAUUGUGCAAGUCAAAGUGAAAUUGAUUAAGUCAUGAAUAGCUUUAGUUCUGGAGUCAGACUAAAACUAUUUACAUCUUAGUUUAAUACGGUGACAAGGCAAGCAUAGGUGAAAUACAGAAAUUAAUUUAUUUAUACUUCAGCAGAUCAACUUGUUUAGACAAUUCUUAAGGCAUAAAAGUAAGUAACAUCAGUUAAAUAAGGACUUUUGAUAUAAAAUUCAACAGAAUUUUCUUCACCGAUUCAAUAUAAUCCAUUUUAAUAGACAUACGAUAGGUAGUAUAGCAUUAAAAAUUUAAAUUAUUCAGGUUACAGUUAUGUUUAAAUCUAAAUGGAUGAAAUUAUGGAAGUAAUCAAAAUAUAAUACCCUACAAUUCCUUAAAUUUUAGCUCUUGGAAAUAGUAUUUUGACACUUUUAAUGUUUGUUGGAGUUUUAGGAAAGGUUUGUUCUGCUAAUUCAAUAAAAAAUAAUUUUUUUGUACUUCUAAUGCAAAAUCUAUUUUAAGAGAGUUACAUGUAAAUCUUGAAAAUUAACAAAUUAAUACAAAACAAAUAAAAUACAUUUAAUGAAGAAUAAAUAAAAAGUCUAAGAAAUAAUUUUACUUAAAAAGUUGAAUUUGAGUUAAGUGAAUAUAAAGAGGAAAAUGAAACCAUCUAGAGUAAUAAAUACAGACCUUAAAUGAUAAAAACAAAAUAGUUUGUUGAUUCAUAAAAUCUAAAAUAAGAUUUAAAAAAUCAAUUUGCCUAUCAAAAUUUAAGAAGAUCAACUAUCAAUUCUCCAAGAGAAAUAAAAAGUUUUCAAGAAAGAUUGAAUUUGAGUGUUAUAAAAAAAAAGAUUAUUUGUUAAGUAAAGGACUAGAUUAAUACACUAAAAAAUUUAUUGAAGACUAAAUAAACAAAGAUUUGA
This is a messenger RNA of Tetrahymena thermophila SB210, 1350 nucleotides long. RefSeq names its product AMP-binding enzyme family protein. The record is from RefSeq and is a predicted model, not a curated record. The transcript has 3 exons. Lineage: Eukaryota; Ciliophora; Oligohymenophorea; Hymenostomatida; Tetrahymenidae.